AUGGCAAAUAAUAGGGAGCUAAAAAAAUUAUUGGUAGAUUAUCAAACUAAAUCAUUAAGAAAGGAGGCACAUCACAUAUAUAAAAGUAACGGAACUGUUUGGAAUUAGAUUGAGGGCUUAUUCGAAGAUAUUUAGAUUUCCCCUGCAGAUUCAAGUGUUCUAUAUUUAUUUGGGUAAUAAGGUUAGAGGAGUUCUAGAACAAAUGAUUGUGGUGAAAAUUUCGAAGAAUUCUUUACAGAUGGUUACUAUCAAUUUAUAUUAAAUAAGAGGAGCUGGAAAAUAAUGUUAGCAUUUAAAAAAUAAUAAUGUGAACAUUUUGACUUGGAUUGUAGAGAGCCAUAUAAUAAUUAAUUAUUUUAUUCUAAAGAUGGAGCAAUAACAUGGUUACCAUCAUUUAAGAAUUGUAAAGAAGCUUUAUAGGAUAAAUUCAUAGGAUUCAUUAAUGUUCCAUUUGAAAGGUCCAUAGUAUUAUUUUUUAAUGAGAAUCAAAUUAAAUUGAUCUACUCUGUAGAUUUUACUAAUUAUCAUACUUUAAUGAAUGGUGUAUUAGGUUUCUAUUAAACCUCGAAAUAUUUAUUCAUUUUAGCACCCUCUAAUAAUAAUGGAGGCUAUAGUUUACAUUCUAGUCAUUCUAAACUGGAAGAAUUCCAAAAAAAAUUAAUAGAGUUACCAUUGCAAAUAUAUUUGAAAGAAUAUUUGUAUACAGUUCUGGAUGAUGAAAAUGGUAGAAUAUACAUAUCUGUUUCUCACUAAUAAUAAGAAUAAUCAAAAACUAAUAUUUAUAUUAGUAAUCAAAUAGGAAAAGAUUUUUAAAUGGUUUUGACAAAUAAUGUUAGAUCAUUAUAAAAUGGAAAUAGUGAUUUUGAAAACUGUAGGGAUUAACCUCAACUUAUAUUGCAAAUAUAUAUGAUUCAAGUCAUUAAAAGAAUAAAUCAACAGUCAUUAGUUGUAAUGGAGGAAUUAAAUGGGAAUCCAUAAAAGCUCCAAAAUAUGAUUUUGAAGGAAACAUAUUAGAAUGUGGAGAAGAAUGCUCUUUGCAUUUGAUUGGAAGAACAGAUUCCUACAGUUAAACAAUAUAUACAAUAAAUUCAGCACUUGGUAUAAUUUUAGGAAUUGGAAAGAUUGGAUAAUUUAUGACAUAAGAACAAAAUACAUAUAUGUUCUCACAAGAGGCUAGAGUUGGAUUGAAGUGAGAAAAAGGCCUCAUGUUUUUGAAAUAGCAGAUUGUGAAGGAGUUAUUGUAAUGGCCAAAGAUUAUGAACCAACCAACGAAAUCAUUUACUCUAUUGGUUAUGGUAAAACAUGGAAAACUAAAAUCAUCUAUCAUGAUUUCUUUAUGGCCUAAAAUAUAGUGACUGAAACUACUGGUACAGCUAGGGAUUUUCUAAUUCAUGGUAACACCAAAGGGGAAGGCAUCAUUUUAAAAUUAGAUUUUAGAGAUAUCUUUUCAAAAGAUUGCAAUUUCAAAUUAGAUUGUGAUAUUUCAAAUUCUUAAUAUUUUGAUGGCUCUAGAACGAAAUACUAUAGGAAGAAAUUAAAUUAAGAAUGUUUUAAUCCCAAAGAUAUGAUAAAAAACAAAAUUAUUGAACCUUGUCCUUGUUAAAGGGAAGAUUGGAUAUGUGCUACAGGCUAUUCUAGUUAAUUAGAAGGAGGGGAUUGUCUGCCUAUUGGGAAUAUUUUCAAUUAAUGUUAAUUUGGCACAACAUAUAUUAAAUCAUAAGGAUACAUUAAAUUAACUUAAUGCGAAGGAGGGUAUGUUUAUUAAUAAUUAAAUAAGUCUAGAUUUAGAUUCAAUUGAAACUUAAUGUCCUAAGCCCUUCAGCUUUUAUUAAGUCCUUUUAUUUUUAAUAAUUAUUUUAUUCCUAGUUUUUCUGAUUUUUUUUGGUUAUGUCCUUAUUUGA
Paramecium sonneborni is the source of this 1901-nucleotide messenger RNA. The record is from the annotation of a GenBank genome assembly. NCBI's taxonomy places the organism in Eukaryota, Ciliophora, Oligohymenophorea, Peniculida, Parameciidae.